Molecule: messenger RNA, 3680 nt
Organism: Nothobranchius furzeri (turquoise killifish)
Lineage: Eukaryota; Metazoa; Chordata; Actinopteri; Cyprinodontiformes; Nothobranchiidae
Product: KIAA1328 ortholog
Source: RefSeq, a predicted model, not a curated record
CAAUUCCCUAGCAACGCGUGGAUCACAGGGAGUGGCGGUUGUUUCGACAUGGCGGCAGCGGCAAACUCGGUUGAAAAGUCGGAGAUAUUUUGGAUGAAUAGCGUGUCUGAUGAGGAACAGCCUUUGGUGUUUGUCCCUGGAGUUGAUGGAGGAACGAAGCCUCAGGUACCUUUCAGUCUCAGACCAGGCGGCACUGGUGCAUCCAGCCAAAGGGGGACCAAGCUCCAAGUGAGGCCAGGCUCUGACAGCAGACAUCAAGACAAACAAAAGACAAAAGGCACAAAACAGGGACACUUACAAAGCGAUUACUCUGGACCUCACACCAAGAAAAAAAUCUCAUUUCAACAACAUGUUGCUGUGCCUACUAUCCACACACUUGCUCAGCCUCAGAAUGUUUUUCACUCUUUUCCACAGACGGUCUCUGAAACUAGCAGACAGAAGGGCGAAGUCUCUUUGAAGGACCUCUGUCUUGAAGACAAAAAGCGAAUUGCAACCCUCAUUGAAGAACUAGCAAGAGUAAGCGAGGAGAAGGAUGUUUCAGUUCAACGUCUGAAAGAUGAGCAGGGGAAUUUUGAACGUAAGAUCCAGCAGCUGGAGCAACAGAACCUGAUGAUAGCACAAGAGAGAGAGAGCCUGCAGCAACAGUACAAAGAAUGCCAGGAGCUGCUCGGUCUUUACCAACAAUAUCUUUCUCAGCAACAGACGAAGCUCAACCAGUCCAUUGCUUCGCUCACUCAGCCACCAACUGCUAGUAAGGUGCUCGACAGCGAGGAAGCCCCCAGCAGGGCAUCUGCAAGCAGAGCUGAUGGCUCACUCUUUGACGGCUCGUACCUCAGCCUCGCUGCUGCUAGAGCGCAACAAGCUCCGUUGUACAGGAGUGCUAAUGCAAGAAGAGGAGCAGCAGAAAUGCCUCUACACACUGCCUCCAUCUCCCCCGAUGGUGAGUUCAUCUCCAAACAGGGGCCAGUCACACAGAGGGAGAGCAGGCAGCCACGGGCAUGCUGCACAUGUGAACGCUGCCAGGGCAGCUGUCAUGACUCUGGCUGCAGAACACAGCAGUGGAGAAGUGACAGCAGCUCCUGUCCAGUGAAUUGCCAUCAUGACACCUUUAUUGAGAAGGAUGGUGCAAGAAGUCCCAAUGGGAAACUCAGGAGUUCAGAGGAUAAAGAAGCUCUGACCAGGCCUUUGCUGGGUCACAAGGACUGGGAGGAGAAGAGGCACCAGCUGUUGCUUCAAAAGAUGCAGCUGGAGACGGAAAGGGAGCGUCUGCAGGCACGGCUGGAGGAGCAGGAGGAGAAGCUCAGCAGACAGGCUGAGCAGCUACGACAGUCACGACUUGAUUACAGGAGGAUUCAACAGCCCACUCAAGCUCAGCCCAGCAGUUCAAAUACUAUUGAUGCAGCACCAGGGGCGGAGGGUCCCUCCCACCAAGAUUUGCCCUCCAGGAUAUCGGGAGAUGCUGAGGCACAUUCAGCAGGACAAAACGUAGAUGACACAAACUCUCAGAGUCUUCCUGCUCCUUCAGUCAGUGGAAACGCAGCUGGUCUGUCAGAACCAUCCAGAAGGGACGUGACCACAUCUCAAGCACGGCCUCCUUCAGAGGUGAAGCGUUCCGCAUCAGAGUCUACAACCCAAAAGACUCCUGGGAAACUGGACUUUUCUGUGGUUGAGUUGUUGGAUAUUUUUAGUCCCGUCUCGGCCUCUGAGCAGCGCAGACCAGGUGCUCGAAGACCCAAAACGUCACGACACAAUUCAUCAACUUUUGCAGCUCCCAGACCAGUCGGUGGAGCCCUGCUUCCUCCCGGUGGGAAUUAUCCUCAAAGCUUUCAACAGGACCUGGAAGAAAGCCAAAUACUGGAAGAUAUAUUUUUCAUUUGCUAAAACAGGAUUUUACCUUUUGUAUUCAUUUUUUUUUCAAAAUCUUUAUAAUUUUUUUCUUAAUCUAAAAUGAGAAUAAAUGUAAUUUUGUAGAUUGACUUGCUGUUAUGUGCUACUGUGAUGCUUUUUAAAACACAAAUAAAUGUUUAUUUAUUCAGAACUGGCCACUUUUGCAAAUGAAAUCAUGCUUCGCCCCAGGAAAACUUUUGAACUCAGAGCUGUGUUCAUCGUCUCUGAAGACCUUGGCGAUGUGAAUGCAAACUGAAUCUCAUGACUCACAAUCGUCCAUUCGGAGUUGAGCUCAAAUGCAUUAUGCAUAAAUCCUGCUACCUCAAUAAAUCCUGGAAGUAUAAACUCCGUCGUUCCAGCAAGCUCUUCCGUUGUACUGUUUUUUCGAUAGACGUAUCGUAUUCGUAUCUAAGAGUUUGCAUUAAAGUAGAACACAAGUAACGUGCUGAUGAGGAAUCAGCAAUUGGACACCACACAGCAUGCUUUUUUCUAGACUGUGCUUUAUUAUUGGGCUAAGCUGAGACGCAUCAUUCAUUUAAAAUUACAAAAGAGGAGUCCAGCGGACCAGAGAAUGGUGCUGUCUGGAGAGACGGGGGGCGGGAGCCUAAAGCGUACUGCCCAAUCACAAGCUCAGCUCAUUAGGAACCUGGCAAAAAAGCUUAAUAUGCAACAUUCAUUACCCCCACUCCCCCAUCUGUGCUGAAAAUGGGAAAUGCAGUCGAUUUCCAGAACAUUUUGAAUAAAACCACAUGAUGUAAAAUGUGAUUCUAGCAACAUUACUGAGCAUUAGAAAUAAAACACUGAAAACAGCACAGAACAGGAACUCAGAUUUCUCGCUCUUUUUCUUUUUUUCUUCUUCUGAUGAAAUAGUGCAGUCUUCAUUGAAUUUUCUUCUUGACAGAACACAGUUGAACAAGAUCAGAGCUCUGUCAAACAUUUAAAAAUCAGCAUGAAAAAAAAAGGCUUUAAAAGCUAAAAUUCUUUUAUAUGCUACCAAGGAUUAAUAAGAGUCCAGUCUAUAUUGGAUUACAUACAGUAUUGACAGCAGGUGUGUGUUCCUCUGAUCUAAGAUGUACAGGUUAACCAGGAUUUCCUUUUGCUCCACCAUGUUGUUUUUAAAGGUUUCAGAAAUGAAGCAAAUGGUAAAAAAUAAAACAGAAGCCAGCCAUUUUGGCAUUUUUUAAAAAGAACAAAACGAACACCUCCAUUUUUAAAAAAAGAACAGUAUGAAUGUAUAAUUACAGUAUGCAUAAGGCUUUAGUGUUGUACUGCAUUGUUGUGAAUACUUUACCAGUGAAAGGAAAUCAUAAAGUCAAUGUUUAUCCAAGUUAUUUUUUUUUUUUUCAACUCAAACCAGCUACCACGUCAAAGUAGCGGUCAGAAUACGGAGCGGUGACGACAAUAGAGCUUGGAUCUGGACUCAAACAGCACAGAUAAACAAUAAAUAAAUAAAUAAUUCAAUAAAUAAAUGAUUCAAAUCUGUCUUUGACAUCACUUGGUCAUUAGGAGCUUUUCUCUUUCUUUUUUUUUCUUCUUUUCCCUCCAUCACCAAUGAAGUGCUGAAGGCAGUAUGGUCCCUCAGACAGGAACUAUGAUCAUCGGGGGGACCACAGCGGUAGCCUGUGCAUGUCAUUAUAAAAAACCAUUUGGUCACGUACCAACUCAUAGAAAAAUAAUGCUGUGAAAGCAUGCACAUAAUCUCAAACAUGACUCCUAAACAAAUAUCUAAACAAAGCAAAGAAUAGAACCAACUUUAGGUUUAAAAUUCAGUGUUUUUUGUACAUUUGUUUUUU